AUGGUCACAAAGGCGCCUUCCUGCCACUUCUGCUUUUCAGCUGUCUUGACUGCUUUCGCGCCAUGGCUGCUGUCGAUCCUCGGAGACCUGAUGCGAGAAUCGGAAAAGCAUCAUGGUACGGGUCUGAGCUACAGAGCGAAGGCUGACGACCUCGAUCAAGUCAGAAGCUCCUCUCUUGGAGAUACUACAGCGAUUUCCACCGGCUGGCGACUCACCUUCCCAAGUGACGUGUCCCGCAUGGUCGCCUGCCAGUGCGCUCCCUUCGUGACGUCAGCGGACCGCCCGGCGAAGCACGGCUGGGCGCACGAUCAAAGUGUCAAUAACGCCGGCGUCGCCAAGGGCCGCAUCCUCAGCCGGAACGAGGCCGGGACGUCGACACCAGACCCCGACGCCGAGGCGUGCAUGAGGUAG
Messenger RNA from Klebsormidium nitens, 411 nucleotides. NCBI's taxonomy places the organism in Eukaryota, Viridiplantae, Streptophyta, Klebsormidiophyceae, Klebsormidiales, Klebsormidiaceae. The record is from the annotation of a GenBank genome assembly.